Messenger RNA from Coregonus clupeaformis (lake whitefish), 1330 nucleotides. Its product is annotated as cleavage and polyadenylation specificity factor subunit 4. Gene Ontology annotation, molecular function: RNA binding; zinc ion binding. Lineage: Eukaryota; Metazoa; Chordata; Actinopteri; Salmoniformes; Salmonidae. Bases 62 to 898 code for a protein of 278 amino acids. The record is from RefSeq and is a predicted model, not a curated record. The transcript has 8 exons.
UAAGCUAAGCUAGGCUAGCUAGCUUGUUUCUGUCUGGUCGGAGCGUAGUGAGACCGCCAACAUGCAGGACCUGAUAGCCACCGUGGACCACAUCAAGUUCGACCUAGAGAUAGCUGUGGAGCAGCAGCUGGGGGCGCAGCCUCUCCCCUUCCCCGGGAUGGACAUCCGGGGCUGCGGUGUGUGUGAGUUCUUCAUGAGAGCAGCCUGUCUCAAAGGUGGGAUGUGUCCGUUCCGUCACAUCAGUGGGGAGAAGACGGUGGUUUGUAAACACUGGCUCAGAGGACUCUGUAAGAAGGGAGACCAGUGUGAGUUUCUCCACGAGUACGACAUGACCAAGAUGCCGGAGUGUUACUUCUACUCCAAGUUCGGAGAGUGCAGUAACAAGGAGUGUCCGUUCCUCCACAUCGACCCAGAGUCUAAGAUCAAAGACUGCCCCUGGUAUGACAGAGGCUUCUGCAAACAUGGUCCAGACUGCAGACAUCGCCACACCAGGAGAGUGAUCUGUGUGAACUACUUGGUUGGUUUUUGUCCAGAGGGCCGCGCCUGUAAAUUCAUGCACCCGCGGUUUGAGCUGCCGAUGGGAGCCACGGAACAGCCUCCCCUACCAGCACAGAUACUGGGUCACCAGAAGCCGCUGCCUUCGCUCGGCCGCUCGUCCCUGUCACUCAUCCAGCUGACCAAUCCCGGGGGAGGGGCGGGUCAUCACCAGCAGCAUCACCACCAUCAACGCCAGCCGUACUCCUCUGGUCCCAGCAUGCAUCAGCACCACAACAACAUGGGAGGAGGGAACAGGGGGCCGCGUCCGUUAGACCAGGUCACCUGCUACAAGUGUGGUGAGAAGGGUCACUAUGCCAACAAAUGCACCAAAGGACACCUGGCGUUCCUCAGUGGACAAUAACACACAACCCCGUGGCUGGACUCACUCAGAGCAGUUCAGCUUGAAGACGAGGAGAGCAGAGCAGAAGAGAACUUCUGUAGACUGAGACGCUAUUCUGAAACUGAAGUCCUUCACUGAGGCCCCUGGAACCCCUUCACUGAGGCCCCUAGAACCCUGGAACCCCUUCACUGAGGCCCCUAGAACCCUGGAACCCCCUUCACUGAGGCCCCUAGAACCCCUUCACUGAGGCCCCUAGAACCCUGGAACCCCUUCACUGAGGCCCCUAGAACCCUGGAACCCCUUCACUGAGGCCCCUAGAACCCUGGACCCCCUUCACUGAGGCCCCUAGAACCCUGGACCCCCUUCACUGAGGCCCCUAGAACCCUGGACCCCCUUCACUGAGGCCCCUAGAACCCUGGACCCCCUUCACUGAGGCCCCUAGAACCCUGGACC